AUGGCGAAAAGAAGCGACAGGGGACAGAGUUCUAGACUUAAAUUUGACACGUGCUUUGGUCGAUACAUUUAUGUUCAUGAUCUUCCAAGUAGAUUCAAUGUUGACAUUCUAAAGAAUUGCUCCUCCAUUGCUAAAUGGUACAACAUUUGUGAAUACUUGUCGAAUUUUGGUCUAGGCCCCGAAACAAAAGAUUCUGGGAAGAUUCUCCAGAAGAGGAGCUGGUACGCGACGGAUCAGUUCAUGUUAGAAGUUAUUUUUCAUAACAGGAUGAAAAAGUACAAGUGCUUGACAAAUGACUCAACUUUGGCUUCUGCAAUUUUUGUACCGUUUUACCCUGGCCUAGACGUGGGACGAUACUUAUGGGAUGAUGCAGGUUUUGACAGAGAUUUUAAUUCUGUUGAAUUGGUGAAAUGGUUGACGGAGAAAACAGAAUGGAAAAGGCUGCAGGGUCAAGAUCAUUUUUUUGUUACUGGGAGAAUUACAUGGGAUUUUCGGAGACGUACUGACACUCAAUCAGAUUGGGGGAAUAAGCUGCUGGUAUUGCCCGAGACCAAGAACAUGACAAUUCUUGGGAUUGAGUCGAGUCCGUGGACCACUAAUGAGUUUGCGAUACCAUAUCCUACUAAUUUCCAUCCUAGACGCGAUCUAGAGGUAUUCCAAUGGCAAAAAAAGAUAAAAAAUAUUACAAGGCCAUACCUGUUUUCUUUUGUCGGUGCUCCAAGGCCUAAAUCUGAAAAUUCCAUUCGGAGUAUAAUUAUCAAGCAAUGUAUAGCUUCGAAGAGACACUGCAAAUUCUACAAUUGCAAUGUCAGAAGUUGCAAUAAUCCUGUUAAUGCUAUGAGUAUGCUACAAAGGUCCAACUUUUGUUUGCAGCCAUCUGGAGAUUCUUAUACGCGUAGAUCAAUAUUUGACUCGAUCCUAGCAGGGUGCAUUCCAGUGUUCUUCCAUCCAGGGUCGGCUUAUAUUCAGUACAUAUGGUAUUUACCAAAGAACUACACAAAGUAUUCAGUGUUUAUACCGGAGAAGACAUUAAGAGACGAGACAAAAAGUAUUGAGACGAUACUGAAAGCCAUAUCAGAUAACCAGGUGAGGAGCAUGAGGGAAGAGGUCAUAGGGUUGAUUCCACGCGUAAUUUAUGCAGAUCCUCGGUCCAGUUUAGAGACCCUUGAAGAUGCAUUUGAUACAGCAUUGAGGGGAGUUAUUGAGAGAGUAGACAGAAUCAAAAAAAUAACGAAGGAUGGAAGUAAUGCUAGUGUUGAGUUUCUGGAAGACAAGCAAAGGAUAGAAAAACAAUGGGAUGAGAUGUUCAGGCAAUAGGCAGAUGUGAAGUUUUCUGUCCAUUGAGUGGAAAAACAAGAACAUUCUUUCUAUAUGCAGCACUGCCAGGUAAAGAUUUUGUGCAACUAACAGUUAUCACAAUCAUUUUAUAAUAUGAUCAACCUCUGUAUCAUCAGAUUUUUCAUCUCCAUCAAUUUUGUAUUGAUCUAGAUCUCCAGCUUAUCACUGUUGUCUAGUUUUCUUAAGAAUUUUUGAA
Molecule: messenger RNA, 1534 nt
Organism: Daucus carota subsp. sativus
Lineage: Eukaryota; Viridiplantae; Streptophyta; Magnoliopsida; Apiales; Apiaceae
Product: xyloglucan galactosyltransferase KATAMARI1 homolog
Exons: 1
Coding region: 1-1317 (438 amino acids)
Molecular function (GO): glycosyltransferase activity
Source: RefSeq, a predicted model, not a curated record